AUGUCUGGACCAUCUGAACCACCUAAGUACACCAAAACGCCUCUUCACGUCAUCAAAGAUAGACUUGAGAGAUUGAAGAAGAACUCAGACAUAUUUGACGUUCCAGUGACCACACCUCUUCAAUUCCGUGAGCUUCAAUUAGAUAGUGAAGGGAAUAGAGUAGAGGGAGGAUCAGAAGUUUCUGACACUUCAGUUAACCCAUCACCACACCAAACGCCACCUCCAUCACCUCGUGCACUCUUAGUCGUCCCACCACCACCACCACCAAUGGCUCUCACCAUCAGGCAACUCUCUACAUCUGUCAUUCCACCUGGUGGAGUGCCAACCUGCAUAACCUACCCUGCUGCAGCUGAGGGAUUAACAGCUGAUUUUGAGUUGAAGGAUCACAUGGUCAAGUCAUGGUGUGUGGAGUUUGUUCUAUGCAAGGGCAUGUGUCUGAUCAAUGCCCUCAACUCAUGGAAAGUGGAGGACAGGAAGAAAUUCAUGGAAAUAAUGGAGGAGGAUACCAUGGUCUCAACCAUUGCAAGUGGUGUUGGUUUCAUGGAAGAUGGUGCCACCAUACCUAAGGAAGACCUCACGGAUUCUUAUGAAUCCAUCCACCUAGAAAACGUUGCUUCUCUUGAGGCAACGUCCUUUGUAGGUAAGUCAAAUCCUUCUUUUUCACUUCCCAUCUCUACUAAUAAACCUCUACCUUCAGUGAUUCAGGCACCUACCCUAGAACUUAAGCCAUUGCCAGAUCAUUUGAAGUAUGUUUACUUGGGAGAUAAAGAGACGUUACCUGUGAUCAUAUCCUCAUCAUUGACGUCUACUCAAGAGGAUAGACUUGUGGAGAUGCUUAAGAAACACAAGACUGCGAUUGGUUGGACCUUAGCGGAUAUCAGGGGAAUUAGCCCUACUACUUGUGUGCAUCGGAUUUUGCUUGAGGAGGGAGCCAAGCCAACAAGGGAGGCUCAAAGACGUUUGAAUCCACCCAUGAUGGAGGUUGUGAAGAAGGAGGAAGUGGCGUUUGAGUUCAAGGAGGAUUGCAAGGAUGCAUUCAAUGCUUUAAAGGAGCUUCUGACGUCUGCUCCUAUCAUGCUUCCUCCAGAUUGGUCUCUUCCCUUUGAGAUCAUGUGUGAUGCCUCAGAUUAUGCCAUUGGGGCCGUGCUAGGCCAAAGGAAGGACAAGAAGCCUUAUGCCAUCUACUAUGCGUCAAGAACCCUCAAUGAUGCUCAACUCAAUUAUUCUACAACUGAAAAAGAACUCUUAGCUGUUGUUUUUGCCUUAGAAAAAUUUCGAUCUUAUUUAUUGGAGUUUGAUGUUGAGAUCAAGGAUAAGAAGGGCUCUGACAACGUUGUGGCAGACCACUUGAGUAGGCUAUAUGUUUCUAAGUGGGUGGAAGCGAAAGCCACCAGGACUAAUGAUUCUAAGGUUGUUGCAGAGUUUAUAAAGUCUAACAUUUUUAGUAGGUUUGGCAUGCCUAGAGCAAUCAUUAGUGACGGAGGUUCUCACUUUUGCAACAAGACCAUUGAGGCUUUGCUCAGGAAGUACAACGUCACUCAUAAGGUUUCCACGCCUUAUCAUCCUCAAACGAGUGGACAAAAGGAGGCGAAACCAAGGCUCAUUAGAUGGAUCCUACUCUUGCAAGAGUUUGACGUUGAAAUCAAGGACAAGAAGGGUAGUGAGAACGUGGUAGCUGACCACUUGAGUCGUUUGGUGCACGCAGAAGACCCUCUCCCUUUGGUGGAGACGUUUCCAGAUGAACAACUCUUUGGAAUCCAGGUAAGUGAACCAUGGUAUGCGGAUAUUGUGAAUUACAUUGUUUCUAGGAAGAUUCCUGAUACCAUGUCACGUGCUCAUAGGGAUAGGCUUAAGAAAACUGUUAAGCAAUAUGUUUGGGAUGAACCUUAUCUGUGGAAAUAUUGCUCUGAUCAAUUGAUUAGGAGAUGUGUGCCUGAACAUGAAACUUGUGAUAGAUGCCAAAGAACAGGAAAUCUAAGCUCUAGAGAUCAAAUGCCUUUAUCCAAUAUCAUAACUGUUGAAAUAUUUGAUGUCUGGGGUAUAGAUUUCAUGGGACCUUUUCCUUCAUCUUUUGGAUUUCUCUAUAUCUUGCUUGCUGUGGAUUAUGUGUCGAAAUGGGUGGAGGCAAAAGCCACUCGAACUAAUGACUCUAAGGUUGUUGCAGAUUUUAUCAAGUCUAACAUCUUUAGCAGGUUUGGCAUGCCUAGAGUUCUCAUUAGUGAUGGUGGUUCCCACUUUUGCAAUCGAACGAUUGAGGCUCUCUUGAAGAAAUAUGAUGUGACACAUAAGGUUUCUACACCUUAUCAUCCACAAACAAGUGGACAAGCUGAAGUCUCAAAUCGUCAAAUCAAGGGAAUAUUGGAGAAGACUGUGAACCCUAACAGAAAGGAUUGGUCCUUGCGUUUGGAGGAUGCUUUGUGGGCCUACAGAACUGCAUACAAAACUCCCAUAGGUAUGUCCCCAUAUCGAAUUGUCUAUGGCAAACCGUGCCAUUUACCUGUGGAGUUAGAGCACAAAGCUUGGUGGGCUGUGAAGCAGUUUAACAUGGAUCUAGAUGAGGCUGGGCUUCAUAGGAAGCUACAAUUGCAAGAGUUAGAGGAGAUUAGGAAUGAUGCUUUCGAAAGUGCCAAGAUCUACAAGGAAAAGACUAAGGCCUUCCAUGAUAAGAUGAUUCGUAGGAAGAUUUUUCGCCUAGCUGGACAUGACUAUUACUGCUUCCUGGAUGGAUACUCUGGUUACAACCAGAUUGCAAUUGCAAAUGAAGAUCAAGAGAAGACAACCUUCACUUGCCCCUUUGGAACAUUUGCCUAUAGACGUAUGCCUUUCGGACUUUGCAACGCUCCAGGUACCUUUCAGAGGUGUAUGGUAAGUAUCUUUUCAGAUUAUAUUGAGAAAAUCAUAGAGGUAUUCAUGGAUGACUUUUCAGUUUUUGGAAAGAAUUUUGAUGAUUGUCUUAAUAAUCUGGAGAUAAUUCUGAAACGUUGCAUGGAAACUAACCUUGUCUUAAACUGGGAAAAAUGCCAUUUUAUGGUUAAACAAGGAAUAGUUCUAGGACAUAUUGUCUCUGCUAGGGGUAUAGAGGUUGAUAAAGCCAAGGUUGAUAUUGUGCGUCACUUACCCUCUCCCACUUCUGUGAGAGAGAUUCGUUCUUUCCUUGGUCAUGCAGGUUUUUACAGGAGGUUCAUCAAGGACUUCUCUCAGAUUUCGAGACCCUUAUGUCAACUACUCCAGAAGGAUGUGCCCUUCCACUUUGACAAGGAGUGUCAAGAAGCUUUUGACAAGCUUAAGGAGUUGUUGACAUCUGCCCCCAUCAUGUUACCUCCAGAUUGGUCCCUGCCCUUUGAGUUGAUGUGCGAUGCCUCUGACUACGCAGUUGGAGCCGUUUUGGGACAAAGGAAGGAAAAGCUGCCCUAUGCCAUCUACUACGCGGACGGAUAUAGUGAGUACAACCAGAUCUGCAUAGCCCACGAGGAUCAGGAGAAGACGACCUUCACAUGCCCCUUUGGGACCUUUGCUUAUAGGCGCAUGCCCUUCGGCUUAUGCAACGCACCAGGUACUUUCCAAAGAUGUAUGCUUUCCAUUUUCUCAGAAUACAUUGAAAAUAUUAUUGAAGUCUUUAUGGACGACUUUAGUGUCUUUGGUAAAGAUUUUGAUACUUGUUUAGAGAAUCUAGGAUUGAUACUUGAGAGGUGUGUAGAAACUAACCUUGUGCUGAAUUGGGAGAAGUGUCACUUCAUGGUGACACAAGGAAUAGUGUUAGGACACAUAAUAUCUAAUAGGGGCAUUGAGGUAGAUAAGGCUAAGGUUGAUCUUGUACGUCACUUACCCUCCCCCACAACUGUGAGGGAGGUACGCUCUUUUCUUGGCCAUGCAGGAUUUUAUAGGCGGUUCAUCAAAGACUUCUCCAAGGUGGCGAGACCUAUGUGUGCCCUAUUGCAAAAGGACGUGCCCUUUGUGUUCAAUGAGGAUUGCAAGAAGGCGUUUGAAAAGCUCAAGGAGUUGUUGACCACGGCCCUCAUAUGCCCUCCGGAUUGGAGUCUACCCUUCGAGCUUAUGUGUGAUGCAUCAGACUAUGCUGUUGGAGCUGUGUUGGGCCAGAGGAAGGAAAAGCCCUAUGCUAUUUACUAUGCUUCUCGGACCCUCAACGACGCCCAGCUCAACUACUCCACCACUGAAAAAGAACUCUUGGCUGUAGUCUUUGCUUUAGAUAAGUUUCGUUCUUAUUUAUUGCACUCUAAAGUAAUUGUUUACUCUGACCAUGCAGCCUUGAGAUAUCGGAUGAUCAAGAAGGAGGCCAAGCCC
Messenger RNA from Rosa chinensis, 4302 nucleotides. RefSeq lists its product as uncharacterized. Gene Ontology annotation, molecular function: nucleic acid binding. The record is from RefSeq and is a predicted model, not a curated record. NCBI's taxonomy places the organism in Eukaryota, Viridiplantae, Streptophyta, Magnoliopsida, Rosales, Rosaceae. Gene Ontology annotation, biological process: DNA integration.